This is a messenger RNA of Cuscuta campestris, 1235 nucleotides long. Lineage: Eukaryota; Viridiplantae; Streptophyta; Magnoliopsida; Solanales; Convolvulaceae. The record is from the annotation of a GenBank genome assembly.
CCGUCUUUUAUUAUUGUUAUUAUAAGUAUUAUUACGUAUGCUAUUUUAAUUAAUUAGUUUUAUAUAUCUAAUUAGUGGAGUACGACGUAUAUACAUAGAGUGCAAAAAUAAAUUAAACUUAAAAAAAAAUGGGAGAUGAAGAAAAAGAUCUUAUGGGUGGAGUAAAAAGAAGAUACCCGGCACAGCACCAAGAAACUCAGCCGGGGAAAGAGUACCAGAUGAACCCUCUCCCCAUUUCUGUCAAUCCCAAUUACACCCCUUCUAACAAGCUUCUUGGAAAGGUGGCGCUUGUGACCGGGGGCGAUUCGGGCAUAGGGAGGGCAGUGUGCUAUUACUUCUCCUUAGAAGGGGCAACGGUGGCAUUCACAUAUGUCAAAGGUGAGGAGGAUCAGGACGCGGAGGAUGCCCUUAGAUUGAUCAAAGACGCAAAGGCACCUGACGCCGGAGAGCCCAUUGCGGUGCCGGCCGAUCUCCGCAGCGAAGCCGCUUGUAAGGCGGUGGUGGCCGGCCGUUUCAAGGGCAUUGACAUCCUUGUGAAUAAUGCGGCAGUGCAGUAUUACGCGGAGAGCAUUGAGGAAAUCACUGAGGAAAGGCUUAGGAGAACAUUUGAAACCAACAUCUUUCCUUAUUUCUUCAUGUCAAGGUACUCACUUCGACACAUGGAAAAGGGGAGUUGCAUCAUCAACACAUCAUCAGUUUUGGCAUACACCGGUAAAGCCACACUGGUGGACUAUAGCUCCACCAAAGGUGCCAUUGUCACCUUCACCAGAAGCCUUGCCCUGCAACUCAUGAAACGGGGGAUAAGAGUCAACGGCGUCGCCCCCGGCCCCAUUUGGACCCCCCUCCAAGUGGUCUCCCUUCCGGUGGAAAAGGUGGGGGCGUUUAACGAGGAGGCGCCCAUGGAGAGAGCAGGGGAGCCUUUUGAAGUUGCCCCCUCCUAUGUCUUCCUGGCUAGUAACGAUUGCUCUUCUUACAUCACCGGCCAAUUUCUUCAUCCCAAUGGUGGAUCGAUCAUCAAUGCUUGAUCAAGUUCUUUAUUAGUUGGCCAUAGAUAUCAUUUGCUUCACAACGUGCUCGAUCUUCAAGUUCUUUAUGUCCGUGUUCGUUCACAUUUCUACGGAGGAGUAAUUCUUUUCAAAUUUGGGUGAAUUCCCUGUUUGUGUAAAAUCCGUGCAAGACAUUUUUUUAUAUGUAAUUCAAAUAUACAUUUUUCCAAAUAAUGCAACCCGUAUUUG